CAAUCCUUUCGCCCACGCCACGCCACCACAGAAAGAGUGGAAAUACACGGGAAGAUUAUCUUGUCAUCUGUCUUCUCAUCUGAACCAUCCUCUCCUUCAAUCUUUCGCUUUAAUUAAUCCAUCCUCUUCUUUACCUCUUUCCUCUUUCCUCCUUCUUCUUUUCUCUCUAUUUUCCUUUCUUUUUCAUUUCCAUCCUUUUUACAUUUUAUUUCAGAAUGUUACCAGCGACAACAACGCGUCGCUGGAAUACCCUAUCAAGGGUAACAGCAUUACUGGCUAUUGUGGCCACGACAACCAUCUCAUUGACGAAUGCAUUCUACUUGCCUGGAGUGGCCCCUACAGAAUAUCAUGAUUCAGAUCCAGUAUUUCUAAUGGUGAAUGCACUGACACCUGGAUCCGAUUCAGAACUCAAGUCAGUCAUUCCUUAUGACUAUUACUAUCCCAUGUUCCAUUUCUGUAAACCAAAAGAUGGAGAACGAUCUCAGGCAGAAUCUCUAGGAAGCAUUCUUUUUGGUGACCGAAUCUGGGAUUCACCCUUCAGGAUCCGUAUGAGGCAACCCAAGUCUUGCGAGAAACUAUGCGAGGUGGACGUGUCGACAGAGGAAGCCAAGUUUAUCAAUAAUAGGAUUCGGGAGAAUUAUGUGAUCAAUUGGUUGAUCGAUGGAUUGCCUGUAGGACAUAUCCGUCAGGGAGCUAGCAAGGGUGAUCAGGAAAAACAGGUGUACUCGAUUGGGUUCCCUCUCGGGGUUGAAGAUGGAAAGGAAACUCCAAAGCUCAAUAAUCACUAUGAGAUCAAUGUUGAGUUUCACCAUAACAAGCAAAAGGAUACCCUUCGUGUUGUUGGCGUCACUGUUGAGCCUUUCAGUAUUGAAAAUGCUAUGGAGGGUUCUGAGCUGUGCGGUUCUACACAGAUGGAGCAGAUUCCAGGCGUGUAUCUGUCUGAGAAGCAGCCUACCCAUGUCACUUACACCUAUGCGGUUCAUUGGCAGGAAGUCGAAACUGCCUGGGCGACUCGAUGGGACAAGUACUUGAUGGUGGGUGAGCCCAGGAUCCAUUGGUUCAGUCUUGUGAACUCUGUCAUUAUUGUAUUGUUUUUGACGGGAAUGGUAGCAAUGGUACUGUUGAGAGCAUUGCACAAAGAUAUUUCCCGUUAUAACCAGCAGGAGGCACAAGAGGAUUUCCAGGAAGAUUUUGGUUGGAAGUUGGUGCACGGAGAUGUGUUCAGACCUCCUGCGUACCCAAUGUUGUUGUCAAUCAUUGUGGGCAAUGGUACCCAGAUGUUUUUGAUGGCUGCGGUGACAAUCUUGUUUGCAGCUCUGGGAUUCUUGUCACCUUCCAACCGUGGAUCGUUAGCAACGGUUAUGAUUGUGUUUUACAUGUUCUUUGGUAUUGCUGCUGGAUUUGUCUCUGCAAGGCUCUACAAGAUGUUUGGAGGAGAAGCAUGGAAAAUGAACGUCAUUGGUACCGCUUUCUUGUUCCCUGGUGUCAUUUUCACUGGAUUUGUUGCUCUGAACUUCUUCUUGAUCGGUGCCAAAUCAUCGGGCGCGGUUCCCUUUGGAACCAUGGUGGGUCUGGUUGCGUUGUGGUUCUUGGUAUCGACACCUUUGUCAGUGGUUGGAUCAUAUUUAGGAUUUCAGCGUCCCAAGAUUGAGACGCCUGUCCGAGCAAAUCAGAUCCCACGUCAGAUCCCAGACCAAGUAUUUUACUUGCGUCCGAUCCCAUCGAUGUUGGUUGGAGGUAUUUUACCGUUCGGAGCCAUCUUCAUUGAGCUGUACUUCAUCUUGAACUCGAUCUGGUUCCGCAAGAUUUACUAUGUGUUUGGAUUCUUGUUCCUGGUCUUUGGAAUUUUGAUCCUGACAUGUGCCGAGGUGACUAUCUUGAUGUGCUAUUUCCAUCUGUGUGCAGAGGAUUAUCAUUGGUGGUGGCGAGCGUUCUUCACAAGCGGUGCAAGUGCGAUCUAUAUUUUCUUGUACUCGAUCAUGUAUUAUUUUACGUCUCUGCAAAUCAAGUCAUUCACAAGUGUUGUCUUGUAUUUCGGAUGGACAGCGAUCAUGAGCAUCAUGUUCUUUGUCCUCAGUGGUGCUAUUGGCUUCUUCUCCACUUUUGCCUUUGUUCGCAAGAUUUAUGGCAGUAUCAAGAUUGAUUAAAGAAAAUGAGCAC
Messenger RNA from Lobosporangium transversale, 2160 nucleotides. RefSeq lists its product as hypothetical. Gene Ontology annotation, biological process: protein localization to membrane; vacuolar transport. The transcript is spliced from 5 exons. The record is from RefSeq and is a predicted model, not a curated record. Gene Ontology annotation, cellular component: membrane. NCBI's taxonomy places the organism in Eukaryota, Fungi, Mortierellomycota, Mortierellomycetes, Mortierellales, Mortierellaceae. Bases 216 to 2147 code for a protein of 643 amino acids.